AUGCCACCCUCAUCACGCGUCGAAAAGCCUCUGCCACCUCUGCCAGACAACAUCCCGCACCGCUCUUCGUCCCUCAAGGAGACAUCAAAGACGCGGAGAGGGGUGAUAGACGUCGAUGAGGAUCGUCCGAAGCUGAAGCAUCAGAACACGUUACCCAAAACGAAGCGUGAGCAGUGGGCAGGCCAGGUGCAACGGCCUACUUCUCCUCUUCGGUUCUUGUCAAAGCUAGGUCACUCACCGUCAGUGCCCAAGAACGUAUCGCCGACUACCGGCCGGGACGAAGACUGGGAUUGGGACAUGUACGACUCGAAUCCUCCGGACGGCUUCGAGUUCGACGGUGAAGCCCGCGAUGGACGUUUCGCUCAGUCACCAAAAAGCAAAACGUCCAUAGCGGACCACCCAGAAGAGUUCUCAAUGUACCCUAGGAUCCCCCACCCGUACAGUGCGCCUUCGUCUAUCCCAGCCUUCAGGAGAGAAACAGCCGAGGACGACAGGGCGUUGUACCUCACCGUCGCCCCAGACUGCGACGAGUCUGACGGAGGCGUCACCGUCGUCGUUCAAGACAGGAACCCGAUGAAGACGUGCCAUGAUAGCGUCCUCACCAUCGGGGGUGCCGUGCGGAUGCUCAGCCCCAGGGAGCAAGUCCGUAGCCGCGACGACCAAUUCUGAUGUGGUCCGCUGUGCAGGAGUCUCGCUCUCUGGUCGUGCAGGCUAGGCAUGUAUUUCUGCUCUCUUGAAGUCCGUAUUUAUGUGGUUUUCACGACUGCUACGUUCCCGCAUGUAACUUAUCGACGCCAUUGUACGAUUGUCUCUGAGCAGUCGCCCAUUGUAUCCCUAUUUAUGUCUAGCUAGGUUCUCAUGACACACUCCUUAUCUAUUGUAUUUAUCGGGCAGAAGCCACCUAGACACGUAGAAUUUCAG
This is a messenger RNA of Gloeophyllum trabeum ATCC 11539, 921 nucleotides long. RefSeq lists its product as uncharacterized. The coding region runs from base 1 to 669 and encodes 222 amino acids. The transcript is spliced from 3 exons. Lineage: Eukaryota; Fungi; Basidiomycota; Agaricomycetes; Gloeophyllales; Gloeophyllaceae. The record is from RefSeq and is a predicted model, not a curated record.